UAAUGUGAUAUUUAUUGCAGUUGAACAUAGUCGAAGGAAAGAUGCAGUACCUAUUUGAUGAGGAUGGCCGUCGUUACCUGGAUGCUUUCGGUGGCAUUGCAACAGUUUGCUGUGGGCACUGUCAUCCAGAUGUGGUUGAAGCCAUAGUAAACCAGGCGAAGCGGAUCCAGCACUCCACAGUUCUAUAUCUCAAUCAUGCAAUUGCAGAUUUUGCCGAGGCAUUGGCUUCCAAAAUGCCUGGUGAUCUGAAGGUUGUUUUCUUCACAAAUUCAGGCACGGAGGCAAAUGAGCUUGCACUGAUGAUUGCACGGCUUUACACCGGUUGCAAUGACAUUAUCUCUCUUAGGAAUGGAUACCAUGGGAAUGCUGCUGGAACAAUGGGUGCUACUGCUCAAUCCAAUUGGAAAUUCAAUGUUGUUCAGGUAGGUGCCCCUUCUAUUUUCUGUACCGCAAUAAGAUGCCAAAAAUUUACAUAG
Messenger RNA from Zea mays, 476 nucleotides. Its product is annotated as alanine--glyoxylate aminotransferase 2 homolog 3, mitochondrial. Gene Ontology annotation, cellular component: mitochondrion. The transcript is spliced from 2 exons. Lineage: Eukaryota; Viridiplantae; Streptophyta; Magnoliopsida; Poales; Poaceae. Gene Ontology annotation, molecular function: pyridoxal phosphate binding; transaminase activity. The record is from RefSeq and is a predicted model, not a curated record. The coding region runs from base 42 to 476 and encodes 144 amino acids.